GCUCCGAACCCUUCCGCUUUUGUUCAAUAGCAACUCCCAUGCGAUCAGAGGCAGCACAUGCACCAUCUGUAUUCGGCGUUUUUCUAGCCGAUACGCAGGCACCGACAGUCGCUCCGCGUCGAGCCUCGACGGCGACACUGUAGCGCGGCCCCGCGCUCCGACAUGGUAUUUUCUGAUCAUUGCUCGCCUUGGCUUCUAGCGAGUCACCAUCCGAUGGUACUGACGAAUCGAAAUUGUGCCCACGCGCUCAUACGGCAGACAGCCUUCUCUCCGUGCCACCGGACAUACGCUGACGCCUACUACGUUGUUAAAUGCCGACCCCAGUUCGUCCAAAUGAGCUCGUUCAACUCAUCACAGCCACCAUGGAGAGCGUAACACCUGCGACUUGCACAGCGCUCUGCGUUGGAUGCCUCACCUACAUUCUACUGAGAGCCUUCCGCACUUUCGCGGGCACCGGCAGUGCCCGAGGGCUUGCGAAGCUCCCUGGACCUCGCGGCUGGCCGUUCGUCGGCUACCUGCGUCCCGUCGAGAAACCCGUGAGUGCCAUGUACAGACAGUGGAGCGAAGACUACAAUUCCGACAUAAUAGGCGUGAACAUGCUGGGGACCAACAUCGUCAUAGCGAACACCCUCAAAGUCGCAGCCGAACUCUUGGAGACUCGAUCCGCCAUCUACUCUGAUAGGCCGAACAUAGGCAAUACCAUGCUGAGAGAGCUUGUUGAAUUUGACUGGAAUAUGUCAGUCGCACGAUAUGAUUCGUACUGGCGCGACUCUAGAAAGGCGGCCUCUCAAGGAUUUCAUCUACAAGCGGUCAUGCGCUGUCGUCCAGCGCAGGUCAACGUGACACUCAAGCUUCUCCGCAACCUCAUGGACGCGCCGGAAGACUUCCGGAGUUACAUCAAGUACUUUGCAGGGCAGCAAAUCAUGCACAUUACGUACGGUAUCGAAACUCAGGACAGGAACGACCCGUACAUUGAAGCGGCAGAGCACGCGGUGGCCAUCGCUAUUGCAUGUCUAGUCCCAGGCUCGUUCUUGGUGGACCUCAUUCCCAUUCUGAAAUAUAUUCCAGAGUGGUUCCCUGGUGCUGGAUUCAAGAGACAAGCGCGAGAAUGGCGGAAACAUAUCAGUCAUACAUUGAAUGCGCCAUUCGCUGCGAUAAAGGCGUGUGCUAGCUCCUGCACCAUCUCGUUUAGCAAUAACCAACCACCGCUCCUGGAGAAGAUGCUCGACGGUCCCGGCGACCCUGUGUAUGCGGAGCACGUCAUAAAAGGCACACUCGCCUCUAUGUAUCUAGGUGGAGCAGACACGACGACAUCUACACUGGAGACAUUCCUCCUCGCUAUGACGCUGCACCCUGAGGUCCUGCAAGAAGCCCAACGCUCUGUGGAUCGUGUCUGCGAGGGACGACUGCCCGACUUCUCGGACUACGACGCACUGCCGUGGAUACACGCUAUCGUGAGGGAAUGUCUGCGCUGGCGACCAGUUGUCCGGAUGAAUGUGGCGCACAUGGUGACCAAGGACGACGUCUACGAGGGCUAUCAUAUCCCGAAGGGCUCGCUUGUCCUCGCAAAUAUCUGGGCGAUCCUGCACGACCCUGAGGCAUACGCCGAUCCAGAAACCUUCAACCCGCGACGUUUCCUCCGACCACGCCCGGGCGCAGAUGCUACAGACGCAGAGAACGUCGAGCUCGACCCGACGGUGCGCGACCCGAUAGUGGUAGCUUUCGGCUUCGGACGGCGGAUCUGUCCCGGGCGACACAUGGCGUACCAGUCCCUCUGGGUCGCGGUCGCGAGCAUAGCCGCUGCAUUCGACAUCACCAAGGCCGUCGACGCACACGGUGCGGUCAUCGAGCCGAGUGGGGAGUACACGGAUGGGCUUAUCACGGCGCCGGAGCCGUUCAAGUGCUGUAUCCGUCCGCGGUCCGCUGCGCAUGCGGCGUGGGUGCAAGCUGCUUUAGAGCAAGAUGCUUGAAACAGCUAGUUGUAGAUAGCAAUGUUUCAUUGACCCGCCACGACAGAGAUUCAAAUAUGACAACUGUGCCUUUCGCGACGGUUAUUACAAGGACAUGUAUAAACCAGAAACAGCGCCGUACGUCAUCAUUGCC
Messenger RNA from Phanerochaete carnosa HHB-10118-sp, 2103 nucleotides. RefSeq lists its product as uncharacterized. Gene Ontology annotation, molecular function: iron ion binding; heme binding; oxidoreductase activity, acting on paired donors, with incorporation or reduction of molecular oxygen. Lineage: Eukaryota; Fungi; Basidiomycota; Agaricomycetes; Polyporales; Phanerochaetaceae. The transcript is spliced from 12 exons. The record is from RefSeq and is a predicted model, not a curated record. The coding region runs from base 312 to 1970 and encodes 552 amino acids.